Messenger RNA from Glycine soja, 2810 nucleotides. Its product is annotated as RNA demethylase ALKBH10B-like. The coding region runs from base 341 to 2335 and encodes 664 amino acids. Gene Ontology annotation, molecular function: mRNA binding; demethylase activity. NCBI's taxonomy places the organism in Eukaryota, Viridiplantae, Streptophyta, Magnoliopsida, Fabales, Fabaceae. Gene Ontology annotation, biological process: mRNA catabolic process. The transcript has 8 exons. The record is from RefSeq and is a predicted model, not a curated record.
ACAUAACCUUAACCCAACCCUAGAUAUUAAUUCUUCAACAGCACCAACCUUCUUCCUUCUCUUCAACUCAACAUUAUGUCACACUUCAUUCUCAGAUCUCCCCAAAUUCCGUCACACGCUCCCUCCAUCAAAAACACCCCACAAUUCUUCCCGGACAAGUCUCUUUCCCUAACAAUUUUCCACCUUUGAGCCUCAAAGCCUCUCAAUUUUGCAUUCCAUCUUGUGGGAUCCACUUGAAUUGCACUGGAUUUGAAACCCCACUGAAAAACUCACAUUUUUUCAACUGGGUAUGCUUUGUAUGCGGCCUUAGUGUGUAGUGUAUUGUAGGUAGUGAGUUCUCAUGGCAAUGCCAUCGGGAAAUGCAGUAAUGCCGGAAAAAUUGCAGUUUCCGGGUGGCGGUGGUGCCCCCGGUGGUGGUAGUGAGAUCCACUUCCGCCAGCAGUGGUUUGUGGAUGAGAGGGAUGGGUUUAUUGGCUGGCUUCGCAGCGAAUUCGCUGCUGCGAAUGCCAUCAUAGAUUCUCUGUGCCACCAUUUGCGUGAUGUAGGGGAGCCUGGAGAGUAUAACAUGGUUGUUGGGGCAAUUCAACAGAGAAGGUGCAAUUGGACUCAGGUGCUUCUUAUGCAGCAGUACUUUUCUGUGUCUGAGGUGGUGUAUGCGCUGCAGCAAGUGUCAUGGAGGAGGCAGCAGAGGGUUGUUGAUCCGGCAAAAACCGGUGCCAAGGAGUUUAGGAAGUUCGGUUUGGGGUUUAAGCAAGGGCAGCACAGGUUUGAGGCUGUCAAGGAUGGUUAUAAUUCUAGUGUAGAGUCUUUUGGUCAUGGGACAAAUGCUGUGGUGGUUGCUGGAGGUGUGGAGAAAGGGGCUUGUGUGACCGAGAAGAAUGGAGAAAUUAAAUCUGGUGGCAUGGUUGGGACCAUGGAUAACAAGAAUUUAGGAUCUCCUGAGGAGAGGAAAGAUGCUAUUACAAAUCAUCAAUCUGAUGGUAUUUUGAAGGGCUCUAGGAAUUCUCAAGGAUCUCUGUCCAGCUCAGAAUGUGAAGCUGUGGGUGUAAAUGAAGAAUGUGUAUCAAAUUCUAAAGAGAAUGAUUCUAUCAUGGGAAAAUUUUUUAUUGGCAACGAGAUGUUUGAUGGGAAGAUGGUGAAUGUGGUUGAUGGACUGAAGUUGUAUGAAGAUUUAUUGGAUAGUACUGAAGUUUCAAAACUUGUUUCAUUGGUCAAUGAUCUGAGGGUUGCCGGAAAAAGAGGACAAUUUCAAGGAAAUCAGACAUUUGUGGUUUCAAAAAGGCCCAUGAAAGGACAUGGAAGGGAAAUGAUUCAGUUGGGUGUUCCCAUUGCUGAUGCACCACCAGAUGUGGACAAUGUAACAGGAAUCUCCAAAGAUAAGAAAGUAGAAUCUAUCCCUUCUUUGUUCCAAGAUAUCAUUGAGCGCCUGGCUGCCUCACAAGUGAUGACUGUGAAGCCUGAUGCUUGCAUUGUGGAUUUCUUUAAUGAGGGUGAGCACUCACAUCCCAACAAUUGGCCUCCUUGGUUUGGAAGGCCUGUUUAUACACUUUUCCUGACUGAAUGUGACAUGACUUUUGGGAGAAUAAUUGUCUCAGAUCAUCCUGGGGAGUUUAGAGGUGCUGUCAGGCUUUCUCUUGUACCCGGGUCCCUUCUGGUGAUGCAAGGGAAAUCAACUGAUUUCGCCAAGCACGCUCUUCCUUCUAUUCACAAACAACGCAUAAUCAUAACCUUCACAAAGUCCCAACCAAAAUGUUCCCUGCCAAAUGAUUCUCAGCGACUUGCUCCACCGGCAGCGUCCCAUUGGGCACCACCACAGAGCAGAUCUCCCAAUCACGUGCGUCAUCAAUUAGGCCCCAAGCAUUAUCCCACGGUUCCAGCAACUGUAGUACUGCCAGCUCCAUCCAUACAUGCACCUCCAAACAGUAUGCAGCCAUUGUUUGUGCCAGCACCAGUUGCACCUCCCAUGUCAUUUCCUACACCCGUACCAAUCCCACCUGGUUCCACCGGAUGGACCUCAGCUCCUUCGAGGCAUCCUCCUCCUCGAAUCCCUGUUCCUGGCACAGGAGUCUUCCUCCCUCCACCUGGCUCAGGUACUUCAUCUCAACACUUGCCAUGUACCGUACCUGAAGUGAACCCAAGUGUGGAAACUUUGACCGUGUCGGGAAAGGAAAAUGGGAAAUCCAAUCAUAACACAAAUUCUUCACCAAAAGGCAAAAUGGAUGGAAAUAUACAAGGGGGGCAAGAAAGCAAUGGAAAUGCAGAUGGAACUCAAGCUGAACAAGCUGUAGUAGAGAAAGAACAGGAAAGCAAUGACACAACGGCUGCAAACCAUUGAGCUAUGCCGGAUUAGAGAGAGGGAGAGAGAUGAAAAGCUUAUCAAAGGAAAGAGGUAGCUACGGAUUUAACGAGUUUGGAGCAAAUGUAAAGAGCGGCAACAUUUGACACGACAAGAUACAAUUCUGCAAAUGAGAGAACAAUGGAAGGAGGCAGAACUUUUUGGUUCACUUUUGAUCCUUUGUUUGCUCCAUUCCUUUUUUGUUGUCUUAUUAUAUUUAAUUUUUACAGCAAGGUUAACCCCAUUCUUAGUUCAGAUUUUGAUUUUUCCUAUCUUUGAAUUAUUUUACGUGUUUAGCGGUUGGUUUUUGUUGUGGUAAUGCUUUCUUCUACCAUUUGUUAAACAAUUAUGAUGCCUGCAUGGUGAGAUAGAAUCUGAGGACUCUUGAAUUAAAGUAGAAGCAGGCAAAAUAAUCCAUUGAAAAUGUUUAAAUAUUUAAAAAGUAGUCGUAUUGCUGAAUCGAAUAUAUUAUAUA